Messenger RNA from Platichthys flesus (European flounder), 1877 nucleotides. RefSeq names its product phosphatidylinositol 3,4,5-trisphosphate 5-phosphatase 1-like. NCBI's taxonomy places the organism in Eukaryota, Metazoa, Chordata, Actinopteri, Pleuronectiformes, Pleuronectidae. Bases 428 to 1084 code for a protein of 218 amino acids. The record is from RefSeq and is a predicted model, not a curated record. The transcript has 4 exons.
UGCAAAUAAGUAAACUGUUUCUACAUUCCUGAGUGAGUGGAAAAACCAAGUUACACUUUGAAUAAUUCCUGUAUGUUGACCAUAGAAGAACCCAUGAACAAUACAUUUCUCUUUAAGCAAUAAGCCCAAAGCUGGUGCACACAGACACUUUACUCCAUGCUCCACACAAAUGAUCUCUGCUUUCCUCUCAGAUUACACAUCACGUCACAUUCAAAUGUCUGUAGCUCGACAGGAUUUGUCUGCCGCACACCACAUCCUGGUUGGGUUUUUUAGACUGCUGUUGCCGGGAAACUGACAGUGUCCAAAUGUCUGAUGUGUUACACUGUUGAAAUACACAUGUAUUCGCCAUAAAACGGUGUGACAAAAAAAUGUUUACACACAGGUUUUCAGAAAGCAAGUUAGUGAUGAGGACAAGAAGGGAGGAUUAAUGGUAGUUAUUUUUUGUGACCUGUCAAGUGAUUUUUUUUUUUUAUCAGACCAAUUUUUUUACCUCAGACAAAGUGCACGGCAUGAGCUGCAGGAUGCUGGACAGAUAAGUGUGAAAACCAGAGACACUCGUGUGAUACUUUCACACACUCUGUUGCCACAGCAAUCUGCUGCACCUGCAGCUUUCUACGUUCACUUGAGUGCUGGCCUCAGAGGCGACAUGGAGCAGGAGGGGGAGCUGGUUCGGUCCAUUUACUUUGGGAGAAUUGGGAGUGAGGCCACAGAGAGGCUGCUGGAGAGGUUUGGACGUGAUGGCAGCUUUCUGCUGAGAGACAGCGACACCAUGCAGGGGGCCUACUGUCUGUGUGUGAGGAAAGCACCGUUUGUGCACACCUUCAGGCUCGUACACUCCGUCGACGGCUGGUGUCCUCAGAGUCCAGGCAUCAGACAGCAGAGCUUUGGGACACUGGAAACACUGAUAGAGAACUACAGAGGAGGUUCAGCCUCUGGUGUCACAACAAUCCCCCUGACACACCCACUGGACAGAACACAGCUACAGUACAUCAGUACUGGACAAGUUCCAGCUGUUUCCUCUACAGAGUUUGUCUACAUGGAAAUGAGCAGCGGCAGUGGCAGGAACAUUGGACCAAUGCUGUAAAUCAGUCGGACAAACUGAAGAUGAGAUAUGCCUGCAGAAUAUUUUCUGUGAUUCAUUUUUUUAUCUUUAUUUGCGUCCCUUCAGCAUCAGCUCAUUGUAAUUGUUCUCUGUUUCUUUGUUCACUUCAGUGAUUCUGUUCAUUGUUGCUGUAAUACUUUAUUCUCAUUGAUAAUAUACGUGUUUGUUGCUCUGUGGCUGAACCUGGUUACAGUUUGUUAGGCUCAUACAAGUCCAGUUUAUUACACUUUUGAACCAUGGAGGUUAUCCUAUCUAUACCUUGGUCUGUUAGUAGACCCUUUUAUCUUUCUAAUUAUAUAUAGAGGAAGUCCCUGCCAAAAAAAAAUCAAACUUUCGAACCACUUUUUAGACACACGUCUCUCUUAGUUAGACAGAGCAAAUAACUUUUUGAUAUUAAUAUCAAGAAGUUUCUUCAGAUCCUGUAGAAGGGUGUAGGUUGUCCUUGAGGUGGGUGAGAAGAACUUCAAAAGUCCUUAGAUGAAAGCAGUCAACGUAGUGUGUAGCUAUGUUAAGCUAAGCUAACUGUAGUUUAAUGGAAAGGGGUUGUAACAGUGGUGUUCUCAUCAUCGUCUCGUCUAACGCACUGCCAGAAAGCAAAUGUCAAAAUUACAGUUUUGUAAUUAUGUUUUAUUGUCAAAUGUGUAAGUGUCAACGUUUGCUUUGCUGAUAUCAUCCUGUAAACAAUGAACUGCUAUAAUAGGGACUGCAGACUGGAACAUUCUGUGCAUAUAAUGGUUGAAUAAAUUAAUAAAUGAAUGACUGGAUUUUAAAAAGA